Xylaria bambusicola is the source of this 1440-nucleotide messenger RNA. Its product is annotated as eukaryotic translation initiation factor 3 subunit I. Bases 170 to 1180 code for a protein of 336 amino acids. Gene Ontology annotation, cellular component: cytoplasm; eukaryotic translation initiation factor 3 complex, eIF3m. The transcript has 5 exons. Gene Ontology annotation, molecular function: protein binding; translation initiation factor activity; RNA binding. Gene Ontology annotation, biological process: cytoplasmic translational initiation. NCBI's taxonomy places the organism in Eukaryota, Fungi, Ascomycota, Sordariomycetes, Xylariales, Xylariaceae. The record is from RefSeq and is a predicted model, not a curated record.
CUUCCCCUGGCAGCACGUUCCCUCAGCACUCCGCCCCUCUGUUCUUCCAUAAGCUACAUUCUCAAACUUAUCAUCACGUGCACGCACAAACCUUUCAAAAGCCCACCCACCCCACGAUCGCUGGUGACGAUUACCCCCGUGAAGUCGUCGACAACCCAACACCGCCAAAAUGAGACCUAUCCUUCUUUCGGGCCAUGAACGUGCCCUGACGCAGAUCAAAUUCAACCCCGACGGCGACCUUCUCUUCUCCGUAUCCAAGGACCAACAGAUCUGUGUUUGGUUUUCUCACAAUGGCGAACGUCUCGGGACCUAUAAGGGGCACCAGGGUGCUAUCUGGACAGUCGAUGUUGAUCCUACCUCCACCAUGAUUGCAAGCGGUAGCGCCGACAACACCAUGCGGUUGUGGGAGAUCAAGACCGGUCGCCUGCUUAAGACAUGGGACUUUCCGACUGCCGUCAAACGUGUUGAAUUCAGCCCUGACGGUCGUCAACUACUGGGUGUUACCGAGAAGCGCAUGGGUCACCUGGGUACGAUCGUGGUUCUCCCCGUUGUUCUAGAUGUCGAGGCCGAACAGAGCGACGAACGAGAUUUGACUAUCGUCUGCGAUGAGAGCAAGGCCACCGUGGCUGGAUGGAGUUAUCUUUCCAAGUAUAUCAUUGCUGGACACGAGGAUGGCUCAGUUUCCCAGUACGAUGCGAAGACUGGCGAAUUACUCGAUAACAUCCCUAUCCACGAACUAAACAUGCAGGUGACGGAUCUUCAAUGGUCCCCAGACCGGACUUGCUUCAUCACAGCGUCAAAGGACAAGACUGCCAGGUUGUUGGCUGCUCGUGAUCUCGAACUUCUCAAGACAUACCCAGCCGACACACCCUUAAACAGCGCAUGCAUUACUCCUAAAAAAGACUACGUAAUUUUGGGUGGUGGUCAGGCCGCCAUGGAUGUCACAACCACUGCUGCGCGUCAGGGUAAAUUCGAAGCCCGAUUUUACCACAAAAUCUUCGAGGAUGAGAUCGGUCGUGUAAGAGGUCACUUUGGACCCCUGAAUACUGUAGCAGCAGACCCUACAGGCAAGGGCUAUGCAAGUGGCGGAGAGGACGGUUACGUGCGAGUACACCACUUUGACAAGGGCUACUUCGACUUCAUGUACGAAGUUGAGCGGGAGCGACAAAACAGACUAUAGACCUGGUUCUAAUCGAUUUGUUGAUGGCGAAAGCUUGCUCGGCGUUCUCAUUUUUUGAAGCAUCGCAUUUGAUGGAGGCUUAGGCGUUUGAGGGUACCGGUUUGUUUCGGGAUAAAAGAAGAAGCGCCGCUUUGGCUGAGCGGAAGCGCUCAAAUAGGUAUUGUCUUGCUUAUAAUGAAUUAUACCUGUGAAGUCUCAAGCACGCAUAUUAAAUCUUUUAGUAGAUUAUUGUGUAGACAGCCGCUUCCCACGACUUGUAA